CUGGCGAGUUCAUAAACUCACACAGCUGGCACGAGCCGUUUUCGUAACCUAUUAUUCAAUUUGUCGAACUUUUCGGGCUUCUUAGAAUCCUAUAAAACAGUUUAAUUCGGCAUCAGCAUCGAACGGUUGCAGCAUACUCGUCACGUGCCUAUGUUUUGAAAAGUAGAACACUUCUGCGAAAUGAAGAGAAAAAUUCAGUUGCUCAACAUUUGUGUAACGCGUAGUUACGCUCAAAGUAAUUUUACGGCCGGUCCCAAGCGGGCAAGGAAACAAUUUUCCAAAAAGCUAAUAAAGCUGGAAAAAUCAAGCGUUUUGAAACCUAACCAAACAUCUUUAACCUCAAACUACGAAACCUGCAAGGCACAGAAUGCUUCCGAUGAAUCUCAAACUGAGAAACCAUCCUUAACACGUGUCAACGAACUCAAUAUGCAAAUGCUAUCAAAAGGUUUGUAUGAACAAUUGUUUAAAAAUGAUUCGAUCCAUUGCCCGUCCAAGCAAGAGCUUACAUCUCUGAUGAAGGAUUUGAAUAAAUUUGGAAUAAACAUUGAAGACUCGACACGUCUGGAAGAUGUUUCAAUGAAGCUGCCAGCCUUGGAAGGUAAGAAUUUAGAAGAGCAUUUUUACAAUAUUGCAAAAGCACAGAUCGAACCCUAUUUGAAUAUAAUAAACGACAUAGUAAAAGAAAUUCCGGAGAUGCCGAAAGAGUGGAUUUUCCAAGAAGGUUGGACCAGAUAUACGGACACAGGGGCUGACAGAGUCGAUUAUCCUCUAGAAACGGGGCUCGUAUUUGACGUAGAGGUUUGCAUGAACGCUGGACCUUUUCCUACGCUGGCCACAGCCGUUAGCCAGAAAGCCUGGUACAGUUGGGUAUCCAAAUCGUUGAUACAUAGAAGCAGCAUGCCAGCAGGAAGUCAGAAGCUUACUACGGAUUUGCUGAUACCAUUGGAGAGUAAUAGCAAACAAUAUGGUGGUACAUUGAACGAUCUACAAAAAUUUCCAAAGAUGAUAGUUGGUCACAAUGUUUCAUACGACAGGGCCAGAAUCAAAGAGCAAUAUUGGCUCAAUUGUACAGGUACAAGGUUUCUCGAUACAAUGUCUAUGCAUGCUUGUGUCAGCGGUAUGACCAGCUAUCAAAGAGCUGUAAUGAAAGCCAACAAACCAAUUUCGGACGACGAAGAAUGGAGGCAUUGCAGCUCGAUGAAUGGUUUGGCUGACGUACAUGAAUUGUACUGUGGUGAGAAAUUGAGCAAGAAGAUGAGGGAUAUUUUUGUCGAAGGGACGCUGUCUGAAAUCCAAGAUAAAUUCCAAGAGUUAACUACUUAUUGCGCUUUGGAUGUUCAAGCGACACACAGAAUUCUACAAAAGUUGUUUCCAAUGUUUGAAGAAAGAUUUUCCCACCCAGUAACACUUGCUGGUAUGUUAGAACUGGGCACCGCAUAUCUACCUGUAAACUCAAACUGGGACCGAUAUUUAGAAGAAUCUGAUCUGACGUAUGAAGAUUUGGAUAAUGAAACCAAGCAUAUAUUAGCAAAAAAAGCUGAUGAGGCAUGUAAGCUGUUGCAUAAUGAAGAUUAUAAAAGGGAUCUUUGGAUGUGGGAUGAAGAUUGGAGUACGCAGUCUAUAAAAUUGAAGUCUUCGCUGCCUAAGGCCAAAUUGAGAGAAAUCGAAAAGAUCAAAUCUAUGGAAACGAAGGAAUUGUCGGAUAUUGAAAAAUAUCUAACUGAUGGCGAAGAUGAAGUCGAUUCUCUAGAAGAGAAGUUUGCGUAUCUCAAAGAUACUAAAUAUCUCUUACCUGCUCGGAUGCCUCAUAAACCAGGUUAUCCAGCCUGGUACAGAAAAUUGUGCCCUAAGAGAGGUGAUGCAGAUUGGACUCCGCAUCCCCAAAAUAUAAGCACAACCAUGAAGAUAACUCCAAAGCUGUUGAAAUUGACUUGGGAAAAUUACCCUCUACAUCACAUCAAAGAACAUGGAUGGGGCUUUUUAGUACCUCAUAAUAAUGAGACGGAUGUUGAAACAAAAAUACCAUUGAAAGAAUUAUGUGAACAAUGUCCAUUGUUGAAUAGCGGUGAUAGAGAUAGUGAUACAGAUUAUUUGAUGGAAAAUCUUAGAGCUGAAGUGCAGGACGAUUUGGGUAAAACCGAUUUCUGGAGAUAUAAAAAAGUUGCAACUCCAGUCAAAGAUAUCUACAAAGGUACUGGAGUUUGGUGCAACAUCGAUGUAGAUGGCUGCUGUUGGUUCUUUAAGCUGCCGCAUAAAGAUGGAAAGUCGCACAAUGUUGGAAAUCCACUAGCGAAAGAUUUUCUCAACAAAUUUUCAGAGAAUAUUUUGAGCGGUCCUGAUUCGAGUGCACAAAAAGUUUUGAAAAUAGCUAGGAUGCUCUCGUAUUGGCGUAACAAUAGAGGCAGAAUAUUUUCGCAGACAGUUAUAUGGCUCGAUAAACGAGACAUGCCACGUAGAUCGAGGAAGCCAUCGCAAGACGAUUUGUUUAUUAAUCACGAUUCGAGUGACAUGCAGUACGGGGCAAUCGUACCUCAAGUUGUAGUUUCUGGAACUUUGACUCGUCGAGCUACCGAGUCAACUUGGAUGACUGCGUCGAAUGCUCACAUAGAACGUGUCGGCUCCGAGUUACGUGCAAUGAUACAAGCACCACCUGGAUACAACAUUGUUGGUGCUGACGUAGACUCGCAGGAACUUUGGAUAGCGUCUAUUCUUGGGGAUGCAUACCGUGCUCGAAUUCACGGCGCCACACCUUUUGGUUGGAUGACAUUGAUUGGCAGUAAAACGAACGGGACGGACAUGCAUAGUGUAACGGCAAAGGCAGUUGGAAUAUCGAGAGAUCAUGCAAAAGUAAUAAAUUAUGCGAGGAUAUAUGGCGCUGGUCAAAAAUUUGCCACUGGACUGCUGAAGCAGUUUAAUCCUUCGAUGCCGGAAACAGAAGCUAUUUCAAAAGCUAAGAAAAUGUUCACCAUGACAAAAGGAAACCGUGUUUUUCGAUUGAAACAAGAAUACAUCGGCAAAGAUAUCGAGGACAUACCUUUCCCCAGCUAUAAGGCUUUACGGAUAGCACAACUUCAUGGGAAAACCGUUCAAGAGAUGUUCGGAAAUAAUAAAUGGGUCGGUGGCACGGAGUCAGCCAUGUUCAAUCGGCUUGAAGAAAUUGCGGGGAGCUUAAGACCUGUAACACCAUUUCUAAACUGUCGACUAAGUCGAGCUUUAGAAUCUGAAAGCGGCGGAAAUGAUAAAUAUUUGCCAACCAGAGUGAACUGGGUUGUUCAAAGCGGAGCUGUCGACUUUUUACAUUUAAUGCUAGUGUGUAUGAGGUGGUUGAUGAAGGAUAGAACUCGUUUUUGUCUCUCGUUUCAUGAUGAAAUUAGAUAUCUGGUUCCUUCUAAGUACAAGUAUAACGCCGCCUUAGCAAUGCACAUGACAAACUUGUUUACCAGAUCAUUUUGUGCUCAUAGAUUAGGAUUGAACGACUUACCUAUGUCAGUAGCCUUCUUUACCUCCGUCGAAGUAGAUACUGUUUUGCGAAAAGAGUCAAGUCAUGAUUGUCAGACACCGUCCAAUCCCCAUGGAUUGAAAAAUCGUUACGGAGUACCGAUCGGUGAGAGUUUAAAUGUACAGCAGUCAUUAGUUAAAUCUGGAGGAUCUGUUCAUCCUGAGCAUGAAUCGCAUACUAAAAAGGAGAAAUUGCAAAAAUGAUUGAAAAUCAUUGUAUAAAAUAUUAGCGUUUUUUCA
Molecule: messenger RNA, 3738 nt
Organism: Diprion similis
Lineage: Eukaryota; Metazoa; Arthropoda; Insecta; Hymenoptera; Diprionidae
Gene: tam
Product: DNA polymerase subunit gamma-1, mitochondrial
Exons: 2
Coding region: 181-3702 (1173 amino acids)
Biological process (GO): mitochondrial DNA replication
Cellular component (GO): gamma DNA polymerase complex; mitochondrion
Molecular function (GO): DNA-directed DNA polymerase activity; DNA binding; 3'-5' exonuclease activity
Source: RefSeq, a predicted model, not a curated record